UAAGAAAAAAAGAACAGGGAAAUCUUGAAAUCGUGUUGGUUUGGGGAACAUUCGAAUUGAUUGAUCUUCCAAUCCAACACAUACGAUCUCUAUCUCGGAGAUUCAAAUCCUUGUUUGGAAGCUUCUGAAGAUUCAUCGAUUCAGAAGGACAAGAAUCUAUAAAUUUUUGCACUUAUUCUCUUUGGCCUCAAGGUGAUGGCUUCUAAGGAAGAUAUUGACGUGUCAAGUUUGAAGUCUCAACUAAGCGAAAGGCAGGCGAUUUCGAAACACGAUGCAGAAGAAAAUAACUCUCAAGUGGAGGCGUUACAAUCAAAUCUGAUGGAGGUAAAUGCAUGUGUACAAGGGUCUGAAGAGGGGGAGGACACAAGAAAGGAGUUGGAGGUUCUCUGGCGGAUAAUUAAAACUACAGGAACAAUGUUGACUUACUUAAAAACAAAGGCUAGAAUGAUGGCUAUUCCCCGUUUAGCCCACACGUCUUGUGGAAUCAAACAAUUAGAUGGUGUGGGGCUUGUUGACAAAAAUGGAGUGCCACAAUCUAACUGGUCAGGUGUUGUUGAUCUCUCUUUCUUUGAUAAUCUAGAUGAUGAUGCAUGGAUUAGAAUUAGUAGUCAACACGGGUCUAUUGAUAAACAUGGAACUUUUAUUGGUGAAGUUCUAAAAAUUGUAGAAAUGGUCACUGGUGUAAUGGAAAUGCUAGUAAAAAGGAUCAUUAUGGCAGAAUCUGAAACUUUCAUUGAGAAAGAGAAGGUAACACUAGGACAGGAAGAGAUCAGAAAGAAAGUGAUGCAAAUUGAUGACAUGUCUGUGAAACUAGAGGAAAUGGAAAAAUUUGCGCUGGGCACAAAUUGUAUAUUAAAUGACAUGAAACAGAAAGUUGAAGACCUGAUUAAUGAAACCUCUACACAGAGGCAGAGAGCAGCAGACAAUGAACAAGAGCUUUGUCGAGUGAAACAAGAUUUUGAAUCCUUGAAAUCCUAUGUUAGCACUCUUAUCAAUGUGCGAGAAACACUUGUAUCAUCUGAGAAGCAAUUCCAAACAAUAGAGAAGCUCUUUGAGAGGUUAGUUGUCAAGACCGCUCAAUUAGAAAAUGAAAAAAAGCAGAAAGAAGUGGAAGUUCAGAAAUUGAUGGAAGAGAAUGUUAGGUUGAGUGCAUUGCUCGACAAGAAAGAGGCCCAACUUCUAGCCAUGAAUGAACAGUGCAAGGUGAUGGCGUUGAACUCAUCAGGCAUCUGAUUUGUUACGACCCAAUUGUUUGUGUUCUUCUCGUCUUGCACAAAUAUUACUGAUCGAUCGUAUCUUCAAAUUUGAACCUUUUUUUUAUAGGAAGCUCUAAAAUUGUAUUUAUAAGUGUGAAGAUUACUUGCAGGCUUCUUCUUCUUUGUAUCAUAUUCUGAAAGGCAACUUUGUCCAAAUUCGAAAGAAAUAUUCUACUUCUAUAUUUCAUUUGA
Impatiens glandulifera is the source of this 1448-nucleotide messenger RNA. RefSeq lists its product as uncharacterized. The record is from RefSeq and is a predicted model, not a curated record. NCBI's taxonomy places the organism in Eukaryota, Viridiplantae, Streptophyta, Magnoliopsida, Ericales, Balsaminaceae. The transcript has 3 exons. Gene Ontology annotation, biological process: response to red or far red light; negative gravitropism. The coding region runs from base 196 to 1233 and encodes 345 amino acids.